Molecule: messenger RNA, 1420 nt
Organism: Sesamum indicum (sesame)
Lineage: Eukaryota; Viridiplantae; Streptophyta; Magnoliopsida; Lamiales; Pedaliaceae
Source: RefSeq, a predicted model, not a curated record
GCAUACCGGGUCGGGCCGGAAGCAGUUGACGGGGCAGAGACUCGGUUCGGGACGCAAUGGGCAGAUGUCGUUCUCUAGAUGCUGCUGUUCAGAGGGCAAUAGGAGGAUGUUGGGGUUUGAUCGGAUGGUGGGGAGGAACAUGGUGGAGAAAAUAACGGUGAGGAUGAAUAUGGAGGAUGGUUCGAUGCAGAAUAUUUGCAUCUCCGGCGAGCUUUAGAAAGAACUAUGUAUUACAGCUAAAGCUCGCCUUCUCAGAGAUACCACACAACCUUCUUCUUAUUGCAUCAGCUGACUUCCUGAACUCAUAUCUCUUGGUACACUUCACUCGUACAUCUAUCACAACGGACCAAUCAAAAUUUUUAGGGAACCGAACUGCGACGCGACGUCAUUCCUGUCUGAAUUCUAGACGAGCCACCCUGUCCGUAGACUCCGCCUCAAUGCUACGGUUUGUCUGUGUGUGUGUUUUUCUUGUUUCUUGGUUUCUUUUUUUUUUUAUGCAUAAAACCUAUAUCACAGCCCACGACCAUCAAUCUCCAAAUAUCAAAACGAACUUUCGAGUAAAAGGGCUCCUCCCAAUUUCAGUCAAAGCUACGAAAACUAUGCCGCGCCCAUGAAAACGGCCUCAGCGAAAACUGUCCACAAACGAGUCUGAAAUUGUUCAAAACUCAUUGGUAAAGAAGCAUUCUCCAAUCCCUAUAUAAGCUCUUGCGUUCUCUCUUCUUCAUCAGCCUCAGUAAUAGACAAGAAUAAAAAAGAGUGCAUUGCAGAGAAGAGAAAAGCGUUCGGCGUCCCGAGUUACCUGCAUUAAUCCUUGCACAGCCUCUCAGCACGCUUAAUUAAGAAUCAUGGGAGGUUGUGCAAGCAGACCAAAAGACUUGGACGCCGAGCUGAAGGCGCCCGCCCCUGUCGAAGCACCAGCUGCGGUUGAUGCGCAGGCGGUGGAGGCUGAUGAGAAGGCCAAGGCUGAGACUGCUCCAGAAGAGAAUAAAGAUGGAGAUGAGGCUAAGAAGGAAGAACCCUUGGUAGAUAUAUCUGAAGAGCCUCAGGCGGCGGCCCCGAAGGCGGAGGAAACCGAAGUAGCGGGCAAGUUAGAAGCUGUUCCGGCCGAAAGCAAGGCGCAGGAAGUGACGGAGGCCAAGGAGGAAAAGAAAGAGGAGACAACGGUUGCCGCGGCUUAGAAGCCUAGCAGCAGUGGGUGAUGAUGCUGCCCGGAAGGAGGACAGAUUAACAGAAGUGGUGCAAGGCACGUGCUAGGUUUUUAUUUUCUGUUGCAUUAUUCAGAAUCGGGUAAAAUGGAGUCCUUUUUCAUGUUUAUCACUAUUUAUUUAUUAUUGAGGCUCAAAAAUAACAUGUACUAAUUCUGAAAAAUAAAUCAAAAUUUCUGUUUUUGUAGUAUUAAGCUCAUUAAUUUUAUUUUAUU